Messenger RNA from Rhopilema esculentum, 1466 nucleotides. RefSeq lists its product as uncharacterized. Lineage: Eukaryota; Metazoa; Cnidaria; Scyphozoa; Rhizostomeae; Rhizostomatidae. The record is from RefSeq and is a predicted model, not a curated record.
UACCGUGACAACGAAAUAACGACUGUAAAUUUCAGUGGUUGUGAUGUUAAAGAAACAGAGUGUUUUGACCGAAAAUAGGUCGAAAAGAUGCUAGAAGGCAGGAUGCCGAACAGAAAUGCGAUGAAAUGGGCUUUUGUUGCUAUGCUCUUUGCUAGCUGUUUUGCCAUCGAUUCGAAAAAUGCAACCCAUCCUGUUGUCCCUCAGAAUGGAUCAGCACGCAACCAACAUCCAACCUGUAAACAGAGCGAAGUCGAACACAGUGACGUCAUACAUGACAGGGGACUGGGAAACAUCAAUCCAAAAAAUUACACUUUCCUUGGCAAUGUGCCUACAAUGAACGAUUGCAUGGCAAUGUGCUGCAGCACGAAACAUUGCAAUAUCGCUUACAUGAAGAACAACAGUUGUUUCGGGGUCACGUGUUUGGAAAAAGAAAAAUGUAUGGUUAAAAAUGGCACUUUGGAAUCUGGCACAAAACUGGCCCUCAUGAUCAGAAAUGAAAUGAACAGAAGAGUGUACGUCACAGCAUAUUUGGUCGUUGUCGUGUGUGCAUUCGGGGCCGCCCUUGCCGGCACGGUCUGGGCAGUUUUUGUCUUCUACAAAAGGUACUCAAGUGUGCGACCAGGAGACGACGAAGAAGAGAGUGAAUUACUGAAGCAACCCAAAGUAAGAAACUGCUAUUAGUUUUUGACAUUCAUGGUGCAGGCAAGAAGGCUUGAGGUAUAUUGAGCUGAAAAGAAAAGACGAAGAGGCAGCGACAGUUUCGCCUUCAAGGACUUGUUUUUGAUUGACGUUUAGUCUCUUUUCCAAAGCUGAUGAGAUAUAUACACGAGAUCUCCCGGCUUGCUGUGCAAAGUUAUGCUUUUACAAGCUAAUUCAAGAGAUACAAUCAGAUGUCUCGUGAAUAGCGCGAUCUAUAGCAUGCGAAUAGCAUCUGUAAUCUGACUGUAUAAGGAGACUUGCCAAGUCCACAAUUAAUAUCUUGUAGAAUUGAAAACUAAAUUUGUAUACAAAACUUGACAUUAUGGUAUAUGAAGACACAGACAUGAGCCUUGAAAAUUAUUGCUAGAAUAAGUUAAUUGCUGCCAUAAUGUGUAUAGAAUAUCGUAUUUUUAGUUUUUGCAAUUUCUAAAAACAUACCUUGCUAUGGACAGAAGGCUUACGACCUUUUUCCAAAGAAUCGCAACCGUUUUCAUGUUUCUAAGGAACGACUUUAAGGCAGAGAGCCAGUUACUUGUGCAUUUUCUUCCUUAUUUUAAAUUGGGCUUUUCCUUUUCCUGGUGCUUUACAAUGAAAAAGUGAAAAACCAAAGACUUCACAUAGUUUGUGCAGAUUAAGGCAUGUUGAAAUGGCAUCGAAAUAUAUAUUUGCUAUAAACGAAAUAUUUCAUAUUGAAACAAACGAAACGUUUAAAACGUAACAAAAUACACCUUAUUUUGAUUUGGUAAAUUAUUAACGCAGUUUAAUGG